Messenger RNA from Triticum aestivum (bread wheat), 3122 nucleotides. Its product is annotated as probable DNA helicase MCM8. Lineage: Eukaryota; Viridiplantae; Streptophyta; Magnoliopsida; Poales; Poaceae. The coding region runs from base 66 to 2810 and encodes 914 amino acids. The record is from RefSeq and is a predicted model, not a curated record. Gene Ontology annotation, cellular component: MCM complex; nucleus. The transcript is spliced from 19 exons. Gene Ontology annotation, molecular function: ATP hydrolysis activity; ATP binding; single-stranded DNA binding.
UUUGCCUCUCUUUGCUUCUCUUCCCCGUAGGUGGCAGUCCCUGGACCCACCUGUCUCCCACGGACAUGGACUCUCACCCCUCUCUGAAACCGCAAAAAUUUCGCUCCGCCCGCCUCCAAGUCUCGCCACCGCCGCUGCUCACCGCCCAAAUCGUCGGAGAAGAUAAUCCCCGGGACCUCCUUAGGAUGUACGCCGACACCCAGAAGGGCCGGCCGGGCUGCCGCCCCGUCGACGCCUCCCGCAGGGCGGACCUCGCGGUGGUCUGGCCGAGGUACUUCCCCGAGGAAACCGAGCACCCGGUCCCGGCGGACGACCCCAGGGCCAGGCUCGUCGGCGACCUGGUUAAGGUCAUGGGGCUGGAGGAGAGGGCCAAACUCCUCCCACGUGUUGAAGAUGAUGGUGUUGUCUUCUUCCUUCCGAUUGAUUUCCAGCAGCUUAAGAACUUGUGUGGUGGUACCAACCUCUUAGAUGCUCUCAGGGAAAAUCCUAAAGAAGCCUUGCUUUGCAUGGGAGUUGCAGUUCAUCUGGCUAAGUGCUUGGGCAAUGGCCUCCAGUUGAGCGACGUAGACAAGGUCAAUAUCAGGCUUUACAACCACACCGAGACAAUAAUUGCUUUGAAGAAUUUGAAAGCGGCCUAUAUUAAGAAACUAGCGACAGUGCGUGGUACUGUUGUAAAAGUCAGUACUGUGAAACCUCUAGUUCUGGCGCUGGAGUUCCAAUGCACGAAGUGUGCUACAGUCAUCCGUCGUGUGUUCUCUGACGGGAAAUUUUCACCUCCAGUAUCCUGCAUAAUUCAGGGCUGCAAGGGCAGAACCUUCACCCCAGUGAGAUCUACUGCCAAGUUGAUAGAUUUUCAGAAAAUAAGGAUACAGGAGCUUUCUAGUGCUGAAAACCGUGAAGAAGGCCGAGUGCCACGAACUAUAGAAUGUGAGCUCACAGAAGAUCUUGUAGAUUGUUGCAUCCCUGGAGAGGUUGUAACGGUAGCUGGAAUCGUCAAAGUGCUGAACAACUAUAUGGAUGUUGGAGGAGGUAAGUCCAAAAGCAGAAACCAGGGUUUAUACUACUUGUACUUGGAAGCAAUCUCAGUAAGGAACUCCAAGGCCCAUGUUGUUUCAGAAAAUUCAGAUGCAAGUUCUACUGAUAUUCUGGCUACUGGAUCCUUCAGUUUCGAAACUUUUACUGAUAAGGAUCUUAAAUUCAUCACCGAAUAUAAUAGCGAGCAUGGUGCUGAUGUAUUUCGUCAAAUACUUCACUCCUUUUGCCCCUCCAUCUAUGGGCAUGAACUUGUAAAGGCCGGUAUCACUCUUGCGCUUUUUGGUGCUGUGCAGAAGCAUUCAAUGGAUCAGAACAAAGUCCCAAUUAGAGGAGACAUCCAUGUUAUUAUUGUUGGCGAUCCAGGACUAGGCAAGAGCCAAUUACUAAAAGCUGCAGCAUCUGUUUCCCCACGGGGAAUAUAUGUAUGCGGGAAUACAACCACAAAUGCUGGUCUAACAGUUGCUGUGGUUAAAGAUUCAAUGACAAAUGAUUAUGCAUUUGAGGCUGGGGCCAUGGUUCUUGCUGACCGUGGGCUAUGUUGCAUUGACGAGUUUGACAAAAUGUCAGCAGAGUAUCAGUCCUUACUGGAAGCCAUGGAGCAGCAGUGUGUAUCUGUGGCAAAGGCUGGCCUUGUGGCGAGUUUAUCUGCCCGCACUUCUGUGCUAGCAGCUGCUAAUCCUGUUGGUGGUCAUUACGACCGAGGCAAAACAGUGAAUGAGAAUUUAAAGAUGAAUGCUGCCCUGCUCUCUCGGUUUGACCUGGUUUUCAUUUUACUUGACCAGCCAGACUUGUUUCUAGAUAAGAGAGUAUCAGACCACAUAAUGGCACUCCAUACCAAUGACAGAAGUCCUUGCUCAUCCAACAAGAGGCUAAGAACAGUGCCUCAAUUUAAUGGCAGUAUGGGGAUUGGAAUUGAUGAGAAAAAAUUAGCUUCAAGGCUGAGACUACACCAAGAGAAAGACAGGGACUUUGUUCCGUUACCUGAACCACUUCUUCGCAAGUAUAUAUCUUACGCGAGAAGCUAUGUUACCCCCCGUAUGUCAGAACCAGCAGCGGUGGUACUGCGGAAAUAUUACUUGAAUUUGAGAGCGCAUAGUACUUGUUCUGAUGGCACACCCAUCACAGCCAGACAAUUGGAAAGCCUUGUGAGGUUAGCAGAAGCUCGCGCUCGGGUGGAUCUAAGAGAAGAAGUGACUGAACAAGAUGCGAAUGAUGUUGUUGAGAUCAUGAAUGAAUCCUUAUAUGACAAAUAUGUUGAUGAGCAUGGUUGUGUGGACUAUGCUCGGAGUGGUGGGAUGAGCCAACAAAAGGAGGCAAAAAGACUUAUGAGUGCCUUAAACAAGCAAUCUGAGUUGCAGCAAAAGGAUCACUUUUCAAGAGCCGAGAUACGGAGCUUAGCAGAUAAAAUCAGCUUGCAAGUUCCAGAUUUAGAUGAUAUUAUGGAAAAAUUGAACAGUGCCGGUUAUAUUGUACAUAAAGGACAAAACAUAUACCAGAUAUUGACCUCAUCAUGUUCACGGACCCAGCCAACAAGAUCAAGAUGCAGCUGUUUUGAAGUUAGCAGCCAGGACCCUGAGCAACAUAAACAGGCAAUUGGGUCGACGGGAGCUUGGAACUUCUCCCCAUCAAUGUGCCGCCAGCGCCUUCCACCGUUCCACGAAAUGGACCACAGCGAUCAUAAUAUGUACUGUAGUUCCAGUGAUGCUUGUCCUGCCCUAUCUGCCGCCAAUGCUUCACUUGUUCCGUGUUGGGGCAUAUCUUUCGUUGCCCAUUAGUGGUAGACGCCAAUGAUGAAAGCAAUCAAACUAGUUUCCUCCUCUUAUCCUCUUAGGUUGUGCAGAGUUUGCAGUGAGUGAAAAACAUAAUCAGCUGUUAUUUGCACAACUUUUUCAGUGUGAGUUACUAUACAAUCGGCAAAACUGCAUCCAUGUCAUUAUGGAAUUUGCACACACAAAAAAACAUGAUGCAGAAGCAUCGUAGAGGGUAGAUAAAACUUGCUAUCCAAAUUAUGGAAACAAAACUCAAUAGCGACAGUCAACAGCACACAAGGAACAGAACACAUCUCGCUAGUACAACUUCAGGGUACG